AUGUCCAACUUUCUCAACCAGGACUUCGGGUCCGACGACGAGGAAGAUGAAUUCAACCCCGCCCCUCAGGACGACUCUGAUGCCGAGGAGCCCAGAGCCAAGCCUGCCAAGAAAGAGAGAUACGGCCGCGACCACGAGGACCGAGAUGCCCACGAUGAAGAGGACGACGCCAAAGAUGCCGAGGAUGACGACGAGGGCGAUAACCAAGGAGACGACGAUGACGAGGAAGACGAGGAGGAUGAAGAUGAAGAAGAGGCAGUGAGCCGUCGCCCGCGCAAGAAGAUGAAGGCCAGCAACCCUUUCAUUGAAAUUGAAGCCGGUGUCGACGAAGAAGAGGACGAAGCCGAAGAUGAGGAGGAUGAGCUCGCCGAAUUUGGCAUGGAAACCCACCCCGAUGAUCUCGAUGUGCUACCCGGAGGCACCGAGACAGACGACCGCCGUCACAGACAAUUGGAUCGUCAACGCGAGAUUGACGCCAGCAUGGACGCAGAGAAGCAGGCACAGAUGCUCAAAGAGCGAUACGGACGGAACCGUGCUGCAGCUUCAGAUGCGCUCGUUAUUCCGAAGCGACUGCUUCUUCCCAGUGUGGAGGAUCCCAGUAUUUGGGGUUGCCGCUGCAAACCCGGCAAGGAGAAGGAAGUUGUAUAUUCGAUCCAGAAACGUCUCGAGGAACGCCCAGCAGGCUCCCGCAACCCGAUCCGUAUCAUUUCGGCCUUUGAGCGUGGCAAUGUUAUGCAGGGUUGGUUUUAUUGUGAAGCCCGCAGACAGGCCGAUAUCAUCGAGGGGUUGGAGGCUAUCAACUUCUACUACCCAUCACAGAAGAUGACCCUGGUCCCUGUGAAGGAGAUGCCAGAUCUUUUCCGCGUUCAAAAAUCCGAGGAGCUCUUGCCUGGUGGCUGGGUCCGUAUCAAGCGCGGUAAAUACUCUGGUGAUCUAGCACAGAUCGAGGAAGUCGAAACAAAUGGACUGAAUGUGACUGUUCGUUUGGUUCCUCGGUUGGACUACGGAAUGAACGAAGACGCUCUUGGUGCCCCUCCUGUUGAUUCCAAGCGCAAGCGUGGUGCGGCCAACGCAGUUCGUCCCCCACAGCGCCUCUUCAGCGAGGCAGAGGCAAAGAAGAAGCACGCCAAGUAUCUCUCGUCUACUUCAGGUCUCGGUGGAAAAUCAUGGAACUACCUCAAUGACAACUACGUCGACGGUUUCCUCAUCAAGGACAUGCGUGUUCAGCACUUGGAUACCAAGAAUGUCAACCCCAGGCUAGAGGAAGUCACAAUGUUUGCCCGUGGAGGCGAAGACGGCACUGCCAACCUUGACUUGGCUUCGCUCGCUGAGACCCUUAAGAAGUCUACUGCCGAGGAAGCGUAUCAACCGGGUGAUCCAGUUGAGGUCUACCGAGGUGAACAGCAGGGCCUUAUUGGUCGCACGGUAUCAACUCGGGGUGAGAUUGUUUCUCUUCAAGUAACCGAGGGUGAUUUGGCUGGACAGACAAUUGACGCGCCCGUUCGUACCCUUCGCAAACGGUUCAGAGAGGGUGAUCACGUCAAGGUUAUUGGAGGCAGUCGUUAUCAAAACGAAUUGGGCAUGGUGGUCCAGGUCAAGGACGACACAGUCACCCUGCUCAGCGAUAUGAGUAUGCAGGAGAUCACAGUUUUCAGUAAGGAUCUUCGACUUUCUGCCGAGAUGGCCGCCGAUGGACAACUUGGUAUCUAUGAUGUUCACGAUCUGGUUCAGCUUGAUGCUGCCACUGUUGCCUGUGUCAUUAAAGUGGACCGCGAGUCGCUCCGCGUUGUGGACCAGAAUGGCUCUGUUCGGAAUAUCCUUCCCACCCAGAUUGCAUCCAAAAUCACUCCUCGCCGUGAUGCAGUUGCUACUGAUAAGAACGGUGCGGAAAUUCGACUUGGCGACACCGUGCGCGAGCUCUACGGAGAGCAGCGGAGUGGAGUCAUCCGCCAUGUUCAUCGUUCCUUCCUUUUCUUGCACAACAAGGCCCAGGCUGAAAAUGCUGGUAUCACUGUGGUGCGGACGACAAGCGUUGUCACUGUUUCAGCACGAGGUGGCCGACCUGCCGGACCUGAUCUGACAAAGAUGAACCCGGCCUUGGCUAUGCAAACACCCGGCGGUGGCGGUGCUCAAAUGCCACCACCUCGUCGUGGCCGCGACAGAUUGCUUGGCAAGACCGUGACUAUCCGCAAGGGUCGUUAUAAGGGCCUUGUCGGUAUCGUCCGUGAUGCCGAUGACAGCUCUGCCCAGGUCGAGCUUUACACAUCCAACAAGCCCGUUCACAUUCAAAGAGACAUCCUCACCGUCAAAGAUCCCAUCACCAAACAAUCCCUGGAUAUGGGUGGUGGCCGUGGCAGAGGGUCUCGCACUCCAUUUGGGUCAAAUGGUCCCCCGUCGAGAGAAGGUGGAUGGGGCGGUGGUCGCACUCCAAUGGCUGCUGCCGACUCCUCCAGAACCCCUGCCUGGGGUGGUGCAGGUGGAUCUAGAACUCCUGCUUGGGGUAACGCCAGUGGCUCUCGCACACCAGCAUGGAAGAACGAUGGUUCUCGCACCUCAAAUCCUUACGAAGGAAACCGCACCGCCUACGGAGGAGUGGGCAACCGUACACCAGCAUGGAACUCUGGAUCAAAGACACCUUACGACUCCAGCUCUGGCUUCGACGCCUUUGCCUCCGGCUCUCGGACUCCCGCCUGGGGCAGCGCCGGCGCCAACACAGGAAACCGCACCCCAGCUUGGGGCGGCAGCUCCAGCGGCCGAGACCAGCGCGACUUCGAUGAUGCCCCAACACCCGGUGGAGGCUACUCUGCCCCCACACCAGGCGCUUACGCUGCUCCGACCCCCGGUGCAGCAACCCCUGGAGCAUGGCCUGAAAGUGCCCCUACACCUGGCGGUGCGUUCAGCGCACCAACUCCCGGCGGCCCCUCAAAGCGGGACUACGACGCUCCUACUCCUGCGGCUUAUGAUGCACCCACUCCUGCUAUGGGUGGUGCGGCUGCUACCCCUGGUGCAUAUGAUAACGGACCUCGAUAUGAUGACUCGCCCAGCCCGUGA
Molecule: messenger RNA, 3051 nt
Organism: Penicillium nucicola
Lineage: Eukaryota; Fungi; Ascomycota; Eurotiomycetes; Eurotiales; Aspergillaceae
Gene: spt5
Product: transcription elongation factor spt5
Exons: 3
Coding region: 1-3051 (1016 amino acids)
Biological process (GO): transcription elongation by RNA polymerase II; regulation of transcription by RNA polymerase II; regulation of DNA-templated transcription elongation
Cellular component (GO): DSIF complex
Molecular function (GO): protein binding; mRNA binding
Source: RefSeq, a predicted model, not a curated record